AUGUAUGCAUUGCCUACUAGUGCUGACCGUGCCUGUUACCUGUGCGUACCGCCUAUCCCAGGUAUAGAGCCUGCUGCUCUAGGUGAUGGUGAGGCUGCUGCUCUAGGGGCUAGUGUGUCUCCUGCUCUAGGUACGGGUGAGACUGCUACUCCAGGUGCUGGUGAUUCUACUCUCUCUGGUACUGCGCCUGCUGCGGCCUUGUACACCUUCACACUUGACUCUGGUGCUUCUCAAUCCUUCUUUCGCGACAGCACCGCCCUCACGCCGCUCAUUCGGCUGGUUCCAGUCUCCGUGGCAAACCCCUCUUGUGGUCCAGUCUGUGCGACCUCCUCCACUGUCCUCCCUUGUCCUGCUGUCCCGUCCGGCACACUGUCGGGUCUUGACCUCCCCUCGUUCUCUACGAACUUGACGGGUCGUCACCUGGCUACCUUCACUCGGCAGCCGGGGUCGGGCCUGUACACACUGGUCACUGCGUCCCCUCAGAUAGUUGCGUCUGCGUCUGCGUCAGGUCAGAUGUCGGCCCCCUGCUCGUGUCGCGCCUUGUCGCACCAGACCCUCCUUUGGCACCACCGCCUUGGUCACCCCUCGGUGCAGCGCCUUCGCAGCAUGCACUGCCGUGUCCUUGUCUCUGGUCUUCCCAGGGUUCUCCCUCCCCUCCCACCCUCGCAUGCUCCUCCCUGUCUUCCCUGUGUCGAGAAGCGGCAGCGUGCCGCUCCUCACUCCUCGUUCCCUCCCACAAAGGCUCCCCUGCGGACUCUCCACCUGGACGUGUGGGGCCCAGCCCGCAUCCGUGGACAGGGCCACGAGCGGCACUUCCUGCUGGUCGUCGACGAUUACACGCGUUACACCACGGUCUUCCCUUUGCGCACCAAGAGUGAGGUCCCUAAUGUUUUGAUCCCUUGGAUCCGCGCUGCUCGUCUCCAGCUCCGCGACCGGUUCCAUUUGGACUUUCCGGUCCUGCGUCUGCACUCUGACAGAGGUGGGGAGAUUUCCUCUGACCUCUUGGCAGCCUUCUGUGCGGAGCACGGCAUUCGCCAGACGUUCACGCUUCCGGCCUCUCCGCAGCAGAAUGGGGUUGCUGAGAACCGCAUUGGCUUAGUCAUGGAGGUCGCUCGUACCUCCAUGAUCCAUGCGGCUGCCCCCCAUUUUCUGUGGUCGUUUGCGGUCCAGUACGCCGCGCAUCAGCUCAACCUCUGGCCCCGUGUCUCCUUGCCGGAGACCUCGCCCACACUGCUGUGGACGGGGAAGGUUGACGAUGCGUCGCAUUUCUGGGUUUGGGGUGCUCGUGCCUUUGUCCGCGAUACGACUGCGGACAAACUCUCCGCCCGCGCUGUUCCCUGUGUCUUCCUUGGCUUUGUCCCUGACGCGCCUGGUUGGCAGUUUUACCACCCCACCUCGCGCCGUGUCUUCUCCUCUCAGGAUGUCACGUUUGACGAGUCAGUAGACCCCCUUCCCGCUCCCGGUCCUGCUCCUUCAGAAGUUUCUCAGGUAGACCCUCCUCCGUUGACUGCGCCGGUUGAGGUCACUGGUGACUCAGGUCCUGCUGAGGGUGGUUCUGCUCGGGGUGCUGCUUCUGGGGGUGCUGAGCCUGGGGGUGUGGAGCGUGGGGGUGCUGAGCCUGGGGGUACGGAGCCUAGGGGUGCUGAGCCUGGGGGUGUGGAGCCUGGAGGUGCGGAGCCUAGAGGUGCGGAGCCUGGGGGUGCGGAGACUGGAGGUGCUGAGCCUGGACGUGAGGAGUCUGGGGGUGCUGCGCCAGGGAGUACUGAGUCUGGGGGUGCUGCACCUAGGGGCACUGAGGCGUCUGGUGAGCAGUCUCCCUACGGCGGCGUCUCCGCAGUCGCUUUGCUGGUACCUUGCCGCUGCACUCUAGUCGUCGACUCCCUCUCUCCCCACAGUAGCUACGUGAGUGGUACGUUGGCCGUCAGGGUCGCGCUGCUAGAGCUAGGGGCCCUGCUGCGGGAGGCACUGGUAAUGGUGUCUCUGCUACUGGUGUUGUUUCUGCUGGAGGUUCUGGAGCUGCUGAGGGUGCUGGCGCCGGAGGUUCUGGAGCUGCUGCGUGUGCUGGUGCUUGAGGUUCUGGAGCUGCUGCGGGUGCUAGCGCUGAGGGUUCUGAGUCUGCUAGUGCGCAGUCUCCUUGGAGUAGCCGCCUUCGUCCGCGUGUGCCUCUCACCUCACAGCAGUUGCACGACUGGUACGGUCGCCGUCAGGGUCACCCUUCUGGAGCUCGGGGCUCUGCCGUUGGAGGUACUUCUGCUAGCGUCACUGGAGAUGGGAGUGGUGCUGGUCCCGGAGGUGCUCGUACUGGAGGUACUGGAGCUGCUGGGGCUAGAGGUGCUGAGCCUGAGGGUGCUACUGCUGGAGACCCUGGGUCUGGGGGUGCUGCUGCUGGAGACACUGAGGCUGGAGACCCUGGGACUGGAGGUGCUGGUUCUAGGGGUGCUGCUGCUGGUGGAGCUGGUCCUAGAGGAGCUGGUGCUGAGGGUUCUGGAGCUGCUGGAGGUGCUGGGGCUGCUGGGGGUGCUGGAGCUGCAGGUCUGCUAG
Molecule: messenger RNA, 2541 nt
Organism: Closterium sp. NIES-65
Lineage: Eukaryota; Viridiplantae; Streptophyta; Zygnematophyceae; Desmidiales; Closteriaceae
Source: the annotation of a GenBank genome assembly